AUGAGGAGAUGGCACGUGGCUGUUGGACAACAAGUUGGAUCUGUCUAUCCACUGGUCCAUGAGGUGGACACAGCUAUCACUGGUUUAGUGACUCCAACAUCCUUUCUGUAUGGGAACUCCAUCGAUGCCUCUCGCUUCAUCCAGCUGGAGGACAAGGAGUGUAACUUCCAGCCUCUAAACUUCACCUUUCAGGUGAUCAACAACGGCCCCAGCAGGUUACCUGGCUCCAUAGUGGACAUCAGGAUCCCAAACCGACUGGCUGGCAAUGGGGCCGACAUGUUCCACAUCAUGGACACACAGGUGGCGGAGGGGCGAGGAAACUGCACCCCUCACAGGAACCCCAAGCCCUGUUCCAUCCCCCAGGACAGAGAGAGUAUCUUCCACACCAUCUUUGCCUUCUUCACCAAGUCUGGACGCAGGGUCCUGGACUGUGACCGGCCAGGGAGAGCAUGUUUAACCAUCUCAUGUACUCUGGGCUCCCAGUCCAAAGAGGAAGUUGUCAGUAUAGAUGUGAAACUUCUACUAAACACAGAGAUACUGAAGAGGGACAGCUCGUCGCUGAUCCAGUUCGUGACUAGGGGUAAUGUGAGAGUGGACGGGAGGGCCAUAGAGGUACCGCAGGGGCUAUCAGAAGACACUUCACUGGUGUUCGAGGCGCUCCACAGCCAGGAGCCAAGAGGCUAUGUUGUUGGUUGGAUCAUUGCCAUGAGCCUACUGGUGGGAAUACUCAUCUUCCUACUGCUGGCUGUGCUGCUCUGGAAGGUAGCACACACACCACACACACACACACACAAAACAGCAAAUAGUGUGGACUAUACCAUCUGUGAUGUCAUGGGCGCGGCAGGCAAAGAGGUGGAGGAAGACAGAGCCCCCUUCACAGAUAAAGAUCCUCUCUGUGAGGGCCCUUGA
This is a messenger RNA of Salvelinus sp. IW2-2015, 909 nucleotides long. The record is from RefSeq and is a predicted model, not a curated record. NCBI's taxonomy places the organism in Eukaryota, Metazoa, Chordata, Actinopteri, Salmoniformes, Salmonidae.